Messenger RNA from Contarinia nasturtii (swede midge), 652 nucleotides. RefSeq lists its product as uncharacterized. NCBI's taxonomy places the organism in Eukaryota, Metazoa, Arthropoda, Insecta, Diptera, Cecidomyiidae. The record is from RefSeq and is a predicted model, not a curated record. The transcript is spliced from 3 exons. Bases 87 to 587 code for a protein of 166 amino acids.
AUUAACAUGAAACUCUGAAUAUUUUGUGAACGUAAUCAAUUCGUCUGAUUAAUUUAUCAUUUCACAAACUAAGUAUCAAGUCACAAAUGAAUUCAGGAACGAUAACUAUAUUUUUGGUGAUGCUGGCAGUGGCUUCAAUUGAAGCUGGACUUUGUGAAAGUUCGGCAAGAGGCACCGAAUCGAGCAAACAACACGAAUUUUCGCUAAAUUUAAAAGUUGAAGGUCGUUCGACGUUUGUAACAUUGAGCUCAAAUAUAACGACGCGCCCGUUAAAAUUGCUGAUUGAUUGCGGAGCAACUUUAUCAUUAGUGGCGUCCGAUGUGAUUAAACCGGGUGCCGUUGACGAGAGUCACCGAGAGAUAGUUUAUGGGUGCGAAAAUAGAGAUAUAGAAACACUUGGACUCGCACAUGUCAUGAUUUCAUUAAAAGGCAAUAGAAAUAUUGAUAUACAAAUGCAUGUCAUGAAUAGAACUAAUAUACGACCGAACUGCGAUGGUUAUUUGGGAUUUGAUGUUAUGGUCAAAUAUAAUAUGACAGUUGAUUUGGAUAAACACAAGCUCAUCUUCCGAUUUAGUAGAGAAGAGUGACAACUUGCAUUCAAAACCCAAAUUCAUUUUGUCAAUAAUAAAAAAAAUACUGUUCUUCACUUCAA